Molecule: messenger RNA, 1416 nt
Organism: Sclerotinia borealis F-4128
Lineage: Eukaryota; Fungi; Ascomycota; Leotiomycetes; Helotiales; Sclerotiniaceae
Source: the annotation of a GenBank genome assembly
AUGACUGAAGCGUCGACUAACGGAGCCAUCCAAAAUGUUCAUGCUAUGGCAGAUGAUUACAAUAGAUGUUUCCCAGCUUUCGACAUCCCUAGACUCCAAAUUGAAUCACUUGGACUCCCAUAUUAUCGACACUGUGGUCAAGACAAUGCGCGGCUUGGUCUUUUCGAUCCCUUUGGAGCUGUACCUCCUGCUAAUGCCCUUUUACCUGUGACAUUGGCGAGUCCAGUAACUUCAACUUCAAUACCAGCAAGUACAGCUCAAUCGUUCUCACCAAAUCAACCAUCGAAGACCGCCACUGGGAAUGUACUAUUUCCUAGUACUUCUACUUCUGCUACUCAAGUACAAGUAUCCAGCUCAGCACCUCCAGACACUAUUGUUCCUAGUAUCGAAGUAUCAUCGUCCAAUGUACUCUCAACUGUUAUCCUAGCCGUUCAAGAUCCAAACACCAUUGUUAAUAGUCCACAGCAUGUAUCAUCAGCAGCUAUCCCUCUCGCAAAUACUCCCAUUCCAAUCGUAACGAUCGCUUUCUCAACCAUCUCCGCAGUUCCUGGUGACUCAACAAUACUCGUAGCAGGUCAAACUGCCUCACUGGGCGGAGCUGCAAUAACCAUAUCUUCUUCUCUCAUCCAACUCACGCCUUCUGUUCUCGUUAUCGGAAACGCAAAAGGUGAUUUAUCUCAAUCAAGCGUUUACAUCAUCCCGACACCCGCAGUCGCCAGUUCCGCAGAAACCCCAAAUCAACUCGCCACUCUUGCCGACGCAAAAGUCAUUUCCGUAAUUCCAGGUGCAUGGACUCUUAUCGUGGCUGGUCAAAUCAUUACCUCUGGCGCCCCAGCUAUCAAUCCGGUUGCUAGAUUCGGAGGACAGAUAAUCUCCGCAACAGCCUCUGCAUCAACCCUACUCCUUGGCUCUCAAACCAUUUCUCUCAUUGGCCCAGCCAUAACCCUCUCCAAUUCCGUCAUAUCUACACUUGGUGCCGCGGGAUUAAUCGUCCAAUACUCUGAGGGCAUCGUAUCCACCUUCCCUCUUCCCACCUCGACUCCUUCUGUAUCGGGCAAUUCCAUCACUGAAAUCCGAACUAGUGAGAUAAUCGUCUAUAGUUCCGAUAGAGCCGUAAUUACUUACUACACUACCUUGACACAUAGGAUAAGUGUAGAAGGUAGUGGUAGUGUUAGUUCUAGUUCUAGUACAUCCAACGAACCGGGCAUUCUAGCUAUCCAAACCGUGAAUGGGAAUGGAGAAGGGGAUGCGGAUGCGAGCUCGACUCCUACGGAAAGUGCGGGUGCGAAUGCUAUUACAAGUAUUGUGUUUAAUGGCGGUGUAGAUAAUUUAAAGAGGAUCGGGAGUUUGUUCAAUGGAUUGAGGGGCUUGGGAUUGCUAGGAGUUUGGGGGUUGGUGACGAUGAUGGGGUUGUGA